Aspergillus ruber CBS 135680 is the source of this 1661-nucleotide messenger RNA. Its product is annotated as putative glycosyl hydrolase. NCBI's taxonomy places the organism in Eukaryota, Fungi, Ascomycota, Eurotiomycetes, Eurotiales, Aspergillaceae. The record is from RefSeq and is a predicted model, not a curated record. The transcript has 3 exons. Gene Ontology annotation, molecular function: mannan endo-1,6-alpha-mannosidase activity. Bases 289 to 1479 code for a protein of 396 amino acids. Gene Ontology annotation, biological process: carbohydrate catabolic process.
GAAUGUGGCGCCGGUAUGUGACUGACGGAAUGUGAUAUAUGGUUUUAGGCUCCCAUCCCAGUGUAGAUCACAUCUGUAUUUAAGCGUUUGGGUCUCCUGAAAAUCGGUUGUUUGUCGCGAGCUUUUUCUUGGUUCUUGGAGGACUUGUUGAUUUUUCUUUUUUUUUUCUUUUUUUUUUUUUGGUGUCGAUUUCGCACUACAUUCUUUACUAUACAUUCCUUGAACUUUGCAUUGUGUAUACUGUUUCCCCGGCCAUACAUACCCGGGAAUACAUACAGUCCAUCGACAAUGAAGCCCUUAACUCCAAUCUUCCUCUCGUCCCUCUACCUCCUCACACCAACAACCGCCCAAUCAACCCCCCUCUCCCGCGCCGAAACCGCCCUCGAUGUCCUCCAAUCAUGGUACAAUACAUCCUCCGGUAUCUGGAAUACCUGCGGCUGGUGGAACGGCGCAAACUGCAUGACCGUGCUCGCGGAUCUAGCGCUCAUCGACGAUUCCUCGGAAACCGUGCAAGAAACAGCAAGAGAAGUGUUUAAUAACACGUAUUAUGUCGGGCCGAAGUCGAAUCCGUUGCCGUUUGGGAGGUUGGAGCCGAAUGCUACCGCGUCACCGUCUGUGACUGCUUCUUCGUCGGGGGUGGCUUCGUCGAUGGCAGCGACGCCGACAACGACGGAUGGUGCGUACGAGGUUGGGUGGAAGUGGAUUGAUGGGUCGUAUGAUGAUGAUGGGUGGUGGGCGCUUGCGUGGAUCGCUGCGUAUGAUCUUACGGAGGAGCAAAAGUAUUUGGAUGUUGCGAUUGGAAUUUAUGAGCAUUUGAAUUCGACCAAGAAAGCUUCCUGCGGAGGCACUGGCAUUUAUUCCGAUAUAACAAACGUCUACGUCAACGCUGUCACGAACGAGCUCUUCCUGUCGAUCGCUGCGCAUCUGGCCAACCGCGCUUCGAACAAGCAGAAGUAUCGCCAGGAUGCAGAGAACCUGUGGAACUGGUUUUCGACUGUUGGAUUCAUCAACGACAAUGGCACCAUUAACGACGGAUUGACUGACGACUGCAAGAACAAUGGACAGACUGAAUGGACCUACAACCAAGGCAUAAUCCUCGGUGCCCUCACUGAGCUCUACACCAUCAACGAAAACAAAACCUACUUAACCUCCGCCUCCCAUAUCGCCAAAGCCGCCAUAAAAACAUUCACUAAUUCUACCACCAACGUCAUCCAAGAAUCCUGCGACCCGGACGCCUGUGACGAAAACUCCACCCAGUUCAAGGGUAUUUUCAUCCGCAACCUCGCGGCGCUGAAUGACGUUGCGCCAGAUAAUGACUACGAGAAGGUGAUUAAGGCUUCGGCAGAGAGUAUUUGGAGGAAGGAUCGGGAUGCGGAAAAUGAUGAGUUAGGGGAGGCGUGGACAGGGCCGUUGGGUCUGGUCGAUGCGUCGACGCAUUCGUCCGCGUUAGAUACGCUCGUUGCGGCUGCUGGGUUGUAGGUUCGCCUUGGAUAUGCUGGGUGAAGUUUGAUGUAUCUAUGGUUGCAUACAGGUGCAUAGGAUUGCAUAUUGUGGCGUGUGCAUAGAUUAUACAUGCAUGUCGAUCGACUGGCAUCUCCGACUACGUAGCACACUUUAGAGUGGCCCUAUCUGAAAAUGUACUCAUCCUUUUAUAACGCCUG